GUCAUGAUAGUUACAGUUUAUUAUAGUUAUCUGUUAUUUACUCUUUGGUUUGGUGUUACGAAUGUUCUUGUCUGAUUCUGACGGAAUUCGCUCGGGAAUAAUUUGGAAUUUUGGAAAUAACUUGCAUUAAUUUGUCUCUGUACUUGCGUCUUACGUACGUUUGUUGAAAAGUAAAACCAUUUCGAUUGAGAGUUUACGAGUACUCGGCGAGACGUAUACUUUAGUGUCGGUCUCAAAUACUCCACAGUUUGAGUGGUUUGUCCUGAUUAAGUUCGCAGUAAUAACAUAAUAGUCCAGUCAGUUAUUGGCGACAAAAAAGCAAGAGUUGUUGUUUUAACAAAUAUAUUCCAAACACUAAUUUCAAUGGAAUAUCUUUUGUGAACGAAUACUACCUACUUUCAGUAUAUAAGAGAAGAAUUUCAAAAGUAACCAUGGAAGACGACAGUGACGAUAAGGAUGAUACAAAACGGAGAACACGCAACUUGAGCGAGAAAAAGCGUCGGGACACCUUCAAUAUGCUAGUAAAUGAGUUAUCCUCAAUGGUCACAACCAGCAAUAGGAAAAUGGACAAAUCUACAGUUCUUAAGUCUACAAUAUCUUUUCUAAAGAAUCAUAAUGAAGUGACUGUCAGAUCUAGAGUUCAUGAUGUCCAAGAAGAUUGGAAACCUGCUUUUCUAUCCAAUGAAGAAUUCACAUAUUUGGUGCUUGAAGCCUUGGAGGGUUUCGUUAUGGUGUUUUCAGCAACUGGGCAAAUUUACUAUGUCUCUGAAAGCAUAGCUUCAUUAUUGGGACACAACCCGGCUCAUUUGAUAAAUGAGAGCAUUUUUGAUUUGGCAUUUGAGGAUGAUCGGCCAAAUUUGUACAGUCUCCUUCAGAAUCCCAGGACUGCUGUUGAUCCUUCUCAACCUUUUUUACGAGAAAACGAGAUCAAGUUCCAGUGUCAUCUACGGCGCAGUACAUUGGAUUUCAGAGAUGAAGCAACCUAUGAACUUAUAGAAUUCAAUGGACAUUUUCGUACAAACAUGGAGCGUAACGAAAGUAACGAACUAUCUAGAUAUCAAGAACAUGAGUCAAGGUUGCUGUUUGUGUGUACCGGUCGGCUCUACACACCACAAUUAAUUCGUGACGUGUCUCUAGUUGAUACGAAUCGGAAUGAGUUCACUUCACGACACAGUUUAGAGUGGAAGUUUCUUUUUCUGGACCAUCGUGCUCCGCCUAUAAUCGGAUAUUUACCGUUUGAAGUGCUUGGCACCUCUGGCUACGACUACUACCAUUUUGACGAUCUUGAAAAAGUCGUUACAUGUCAUGAAGCAUUGAUGCAAAAAGGAGAGUUGACAUCGUGCUACUAUCGAUUCCUCACCAAGGGUCAGCAGUGGAUCUGGCUUCAGACUCGUUUCUACAUAACAUACCACCAGUGGAACUCGAAACCUGAAUUCGUCGUUUGCACGCAUCGGGUAGUAAGUUACGCCGAUGUUGUGAAGAGUACGAAACAAGAACAAAGUGAGACGGAAACAGCGAUAGAAAUGGAAGCUAAUCAAAGUGGGAAAGAGACGGCAACUGAGGCUGGUAUGGUGCCGUUACCAUCUCCUACGUAUUUGUCGGAAACCGGGGAUACGUAUGGUGGAUCUUAUCAAACUAUGUCACAACCGGAUUCUGUGAAGUCAGCAUCCGGUAGUACUAGUGGUACUGUGACGACUGUAUGCACGGCGGGGACCACUUCCUCCUGGCCUCGCGGUAACCAGAGGUACAUCGGGUCUGAUAAUGGAUCUCUAUCAGGAGAAUCCCGAUCCUCGCAAAGAAAUACUGUUAGAGAGACGCACAAGCGCUUGGAGCCGACGCUGGUGCCUCAGUACGGUAUAGGCGCCCAGUACUUGGAGCCUGCGCCCUACGUAGGCGCGGUCGGAGUCCCCGGAGUCCUGCCUGUCUCGUUGCCACCGCUACCAGUUAUAGUGUCGCCGGACCAAACUCAAAUUCAGACAUCAAGUGCUCCACAAAUGUGGAAUUACUGGAAUUAUGACUAAAAUAACAAAACCACUCACACCCAAUUUAUCUGAUCAAUUUGGUAUGAUCAGCAUUCAUUAGCUUCACUAGUAACUAGCUUUUUCAACAACUAUACAAGUUCACAUGCAUGUUCUAAGUAACCGUAGAUUUUCACUGCCGAGAUUACACGUUUAAAAAAUGAUGUAAAAAGUUGUACCAGCAUUUUGACAAUCUACGGUUACUCUUACUAAGAAAAAUACUUUCCUACCUUAUUCUCCCAUAUAUGCAUUCAAUAUUAACUUUGUGCCUCCUAUUUUAUUAAUUUUAUGUACUUUUAAAUCUUAAUAAUUCUAUGUCGUCUAUUUCUUUUUUCACAUAUUCAACAUUGGCUUUUAAUUCUAAAUGUGUAACCCUAUUUUACUUUUUACUGCUAUUAAUAAUUUUAUUUACAGGCUUAGCUUCUUAUAAGCUUAUUUACAGUGUACUUUUAUCCAGGAAUAACAAUUUAUAUUUAAAAUAAUCCAUAUUUAAAGUUCUCUAUUAAAUUGUAUAGAUGGGGACAUAGAAGUUGUCACUAUUGCCAUUAUUUGCUUCGAUUUUCAAUACUCAAUUCAUAUGAGAAUUACACAACUACAAUAAACACACAUAUUAAUACGUUAUUCACACAGACAUACAGUAUUUCUAGAAUAUAGGGAAACUUAUUUAAAAUAAAUAUAAUAUGUUACAUUGUAUAGAUGUGUAUAGAUCAUAAUGGUGGAGCACUGAACGCCUUCCGUUCGUAGACAGGCAUUAAGGGUGAGUUGCAUCAUAUCGCCGGUUAUCGUUAUUGUUAAAAUUAAUUCUAACGGUAACAUUUACAGUAACCUUAACAUUAACUUACUAACGUUGCACCGUGACAUCUAUUGUAAAAGUUAUAGUAAAUAGGGUUACAAGUGAUAAAACACAUUAUCUCCCAAAUAUUUACAUAAGUAAUAUUUUUUACAUUGACAUCAUUUAAAUUUAAAUGUCAGGAAAAUGUCUUAAAGUCCGUUGUCAUUACAUAAUUUGGAAAUUAAUUCGUCGGUUGGUUACAAUCGACGGUUAUUAUAAAAUAAGAUGGCAAGCACGAGCAAAACUUUUAGUUUUUUAGUUUUUAGUAGAACUCCACGUAUAAAAACUAAGGCAUAACGAAGAAAAACAUCACUUAGAACUGAUUAAAUUAAAUUUAGAA
Papilio polytes (common Mormon) is the source of this 3190-nucleotide messenger RNA. RefSeq names its product circadian locomoter output cycles protein kaput-like (gene Clk). The transcript has 13 exons. Bases 432 to 2021 code for a protein of 529 amino acids. Gene Ontology annotation, molecular function: DNA-binding transcription factor activity, RNA polymerase II-specific; protein dimerization activity; RNA polymerase II cis-regulatory region sequence-specific DNA binding. Gene Ontology annotation, biological process: circadian regulation of gene expression; regulation of transcription by RNA polymerase II. Gene Ontology annotation, cellular component: cytoplasm; CLOCK-BMAL transcription complex; nucleus. The record is from RefSeq and is a predicted model, not a curated record. NCBI's taxonomy places the organism in Eukaryota, Metazoa, Arthropoda, Insecta, Lepidoptera, Papilionidae.